GCAGCAGCAGCAGCGUCAGCAGCAGCAGCGUCAGCAGCAGCGUCAGCAGCAGCAGCGUCGCAGCAGCAGCAGCAGCAGCAGCAGCGUCAGCAGCAGCAGCGUCAGCAGCAGCAGCAGCAGCAGCAGCAGCACCAACAGCAGCAGCAGCAAUGGCAGCAGCAGCAGCAGCAACAGCAGCAGCCGCGGCAAAGUUUGCCUCAUCGCAAACAGACGCAGCUGCAGCUUUCUCCACGACUGCAGCAGCAACAGCAGCAACAGCAGCAGCCGCAGCAACAACAGCAGCAGCAGCCGCAGCAGCUGCUCUGGACAACGGUGGUAAGAAGCUGCCCGUCCCAGCGGCAACGCCAACUGCAGCAGCAACAGCAGCAACAGCAGCAGCAGCAGCAGCAGCAAGGUGAGCGCUAUGUCCCACCACAGCUCCGGCAGCAACGACAGCAGCAGCAGCCGCAGCAGCAGCAGCAACAGCGUCCGCAGCAACAGCGACCGCAGCAACAGCGACCUCAGCAGCAGCGAUCACAGCAGCGAAAGCCGGCCAAGCCCGAGCUUAUCGAGGUAUCACCCAAUGAAGGUCAGGAUUGGGAGAGCCUUCUGCUGCUUGUGCAAACGGCAGUUAGGACUGACGAGCGCUACAAGCCGCUUAAGGACCACGUCGUCCUGGGCCGCCGCACCAGUAAGGCGUUGCUGCGACUCACGCUCAGCCGCAAGGCGAAUGCUGCAGCAGGUCCCUGCCAUCGUGGGCAGUGCUGGAGUGUGUCGGCACGUCACGGAAAUGGCGUCACUGGUCAUUCAUGACGUCGACCCGCUAG
This is a messenger RNA of Anopheles coluzzii, 806 nucleotides long. Its product is annotated as putative cyclin-dependent serine/threonine-protein kinase DDB_G0272797/DDB_G0274007. Lineage: Eukaryota; Metazoa; Arthropoda; Insecta; Diptera; Culicidae. The record is from RefSeq and is a predicted model, not a curated record.